Molecule: messenger RNA, 1038 nt
Organism: Lytechinus pictus (painted urchin)
Lineage: Eukaryota; Metazoa; Echinodermata; Echinoidea; Temnopleuroida; Toxopneustidae
Product: 3'-5' ssDNA/RNA exonuclease TatD-like
Molecular function (GO): hydrolase activity, acting on ester bonds
Source: RefSeq, a predicted model, not a curated record
AUGAAAGGCGUUAAGCCAGCCAAAGGAAUGGGGAGGGGAAGAGGGUUUGCAAGGGUCAGCAAGGGUCCCAUUACACCCGGUACCUUUCAACCUGGUACUUUCCAUAGUAAGGGGAGAGGAAGGGGUCUCCUUAAUUACCUCAAUAGAGAAGAUGUCUCUUUAGUGGAUACCCCCGCCCCUGCUCCUAGCUCCCAUUCCCCGCCUCUACUAGGGUUCGAUAGUCAUUUCCACCCAGAUAGGUGUGGUUGGUAUAAUAAAAGAAAGAGGAAGAGCAUGGUGACAAAGUAUCCGGUAGAGAUUGUUGGUGGGGUCCUAAACUUCUGUGACCCGGAGUUCUUUAUGGACCCCAGCUUUCUCUCCCGCGUGCUGGAUCACAGCCCCCCAUUUACGAAGAGGGAUGGGUGCUGGAGGUUAGCAGUAGGAAUACACCCUAAACAGGCCUCUCAGUAAACGGAGGUCCAGUGGGAGCGAUUAGCAUUGCUGCAAAAUACCUUCGUGGUAGGUGUAAGUGAAUUAGGUUUUGACUUUUCUGUCAACUCCCAGUGGUGGCCUGACCAGGAGACGCUCUUUUUGAGACUCCUUGGUCAGGGCACCCAAGGGAGAGUACUCAUCCUGCACCUAAGGGACGAUUCUAACUUUUUAAAUAAUACGGCAUACGCGGCGCAUACUUUGGCCCGCCGGCUUCUUGAAAAGCACUGAUCCCUCCUCCAGAGGAUACACCUCCACAAUUUCUCUAGCGACUCGCUGCAAGCUAGAAAAUGGACUGCUGCCUUUCCAUAUUGUUAUUUUGGUAUUCCUGGGAUGGCAGCUUAUUUCACAACGGAUCAAAUCCAAGGCCUUAGGGCCGUUCCCGCGAAUCGGCUGAUUUUGGAGACUGAUGCUCCGCAUCUUCCUCCUCGCCCAGACAUGACGGUGACUUCACCUGAAAACCUGGGUGAUGUGGGGGCGGUGGUAGCCAAUCUGCGGGGACAGCCCUUGGCCAUUAUAAUGGCCCAAACCACCUACAACGCUAAGCAACUGUAUGGCCUGUUAGGGUAA